CCACCGGAUUUGAGGGCUAAAACCAAAACCCGAAUCGAACAACACUGACGAAAAGUGAAAGAGGGUUUCCAAAACCCUACCGUAUAUAUUUUACGGUCUGCGUGCGACUUCGCAGCCUCGAGACGUUUCACGUUUCUCUGCAAAUUGGAAGCGAAAUGCCAAAGCAAAUCCAUGAGAUUAAGGACUUCCUUCUUACUGCAAGAAGGAAGGAUGCACGAUCUGUGAAAAUCAAGAGAAGCAGAGACGUUGUUAAGUUUAAGGUUCGAUGCUCAAAGUACCUCUACACACUCUGUGUUUUUGAUUCAGAGAAGGCUGACAAGUUGAAGCAAUCCCUUCCACCAGGUUUGACUGUUCAGGACCUUUGAAGUAGUGCAGUGUCAUCUUCUUUCAUGCUUGGAAUGGAAUAUUUGUUUUUUUUUC
Molecule: messenger RNA, 420 nt
Organism: Ziziphus jujuba (common jujube)
Lineage: Eukaryota; Viridiplantae; Streptophyta; Magnoliopsida; Rosales; Rhamnaceae
Product: large ribosomal subunit protein eL38z/eL38y
Exons: 4
Coding region: 156-365 (69 amino acids)
Biological process (GO): translation; protein-RNA complex assembly
Cellular component (GO): cytosolic large ribosomal subunit; ribosome
Molecular function (GO): structural constituent of ribosome
Source: RefSeq, a predicted model, not a curated record